UCCUGUCAGCACUGGGUGGUUAUCGGCUGCCUCAACCCAUAUAAGCCUCCUUGUUUCAUUCAUGGUGAAUUAGCACCAGGCCUGCGUCCUUUUUUUCAGCAUGAAGUCGUUCUCAGCCCUGCUUUCCGUGGUUCUCCUCGCCACCGCGACAUCUGCGUCGGCGUCGAGCUUCUUUAGGAUGCCACUGACGAAGCUUGCGUCCCCCAGUUCGUACUUUGCAGGUCUGCCUGAUGCUGAUCGUGCACGUGCCGCAUUCCUCAAGAGCUUUGCUUCUGGCGGUCCUGCAACUGUCCCUGCAUCUAACCUCGCAUAUGUCCAGUACACUACUAGUGUUGGCGUUGGCAGCCCUCCGACGUACUACAACUUAGUUGUCGACACUGGUAGUUCCAACACUUUUGUUGGAACUGGAACAAAGUAUGUGCAAACCUCGACGAGUAUCUUCACUGGCGAGGACGUCAACGUCACUUACGGCACUGGUUACUUUUCUGGCUUGGAGUAUCUCGACCAGGUGACACUCGCUCCAGGUUUUGUCAUCACGAACCAGUCCAUCGGCGAUGCUCUUUCAUAUGCCGACUUUGAGGGUGUCGAUGGCAUCGUCGGGGUGGGCCCCGUCAUUCUGACUGAGGGUACACUCUCGCCCAGUACCAACGAACUAAUUCCCACCGUUAUGAACAACGCUGUCUCGCAGGGUUUGAUCACAGAGCAAAUAUUGGGUGUCUCUUUCGCACCUGCAACGAGUUACAAUGACACGAAUGGGGCCCUCACUUAUGGAGGCAUCGAUUCGUCGUUGUACACUGGUGAAAUCACUUACACGCCGGUUACUGCAACUUACCCCGCUGGUUACUACUGGGGCAUCAACGUCACUGAUGCAACGUACGGCUCUGCGACGACUGUCAUCCCAACGUCAACCGCUGGAAUCGUUGAUACCGGCACUACCCUGGUCCUCCUCGCUGAUGACUUCUUCGAGUCCUACUUGCGUGCCAUCCCCGGUGCCAAGAUCGACGCAAGCACCGGCCUCAUGACUGUCCCUACAACUUCCGUCUCGGAGAUCCAACCAUUGAACUUCACGGUCGAUGGCACCGUCUUCAGCUUGGACGCUGCAGCGCAACUCAUUCCGAUUGACCAGAACACCGCAUGGGGCUUGUCAGCACACAAGCAGUACGGCAUUGUCUCAUACUUGGGGACUAACAGCGGCGAGGGACUAGACUUCAUCAUCGGGCAGAAGUUCAUGGAGAAAUACUACGCUGUUUUCGACACGGAUAGUAACCGCGUUGGAUUUGCUUAUACCGAACACACGUUCACCACGUAUACUCCUUGAUAUGGGUGCCUUCUUUAAGGGGACGAGUGGCAGUAAUACCUCCUUCACACAUACUUCGCGUUUCUUUUGCUCUGAUGGCGUUACCGCAUGCGCCGUUUAAUUCACGGUGCUACUCCCAGGGCUGCAUUGUAACCUUGAGGACGCACUCAUACGGUGCUUAUCGGUGCUAUGCGUGACUGAGAGAUAUACCCAGACGUUUUGAGG
Suillus clintonianus is the source of this 1522-nucleotide messenger RNA. RefSeq names its product acid protease. Bases 101 to 1318 code for a protein of 405 amino acids. The record is from RefSeq and is a predicted model, not a curated record. The transcript is spliced from 8 exons. Lineage: Eukaryota; Fungi; Basidiomycota; Agaricomycetes; Boletales; Suillaceae. Gene Ontology annotation, molecular function: aspartic-type endopeptidase activity. Gene Ontology annotation, biological process: proteolysis.